CCUAGAUAAGAUGUUUCACGUACAAUUCAGCUCGAGAAAAAGUGCGUUGUGUCUUAUGAAUUGCACUAUUACGUAUACUCAGUUUUUCUCGGAUGAGCCUCCUUACAUCUCGAUUGACAUUCCGCCGCAAUCAAUCUGAUCACCUCUGAAUCAAUAAGGUUCGUUGAAACAUGAAAUGAAAUUCAUACUGCGACCUUCAAGAUUAGCCGUCCCGGGUUUGCGCUGUUAUCAACGAAACUUCUCGGCACAAAAGGACGACGAUAAACUGAAAGACGGAGAAGAUGACGCGAAGGAAAUUCCAGUUGACGAUCUCGCAGAACCGACGAACUGCUGUAUGUCAGGAUGCGCGAACUGCGUAUGGAUUCAAUACGCGGAGCGACUGAGCAGCAAGAUCGACAACACGUCGGACGUGAACUUGCAAGCCGCUAUCUUGGAACGAGUGCAAGACCCUAAUAUGAAGGCUUUCCUCAAGAUGGAACUGCGUUGCCGGAAGUUGAUAAAGUAGCGCUCCGAAAUAUUUCGUAAUAACCAAGAGAGUGUACAACAGGAAUAUAUAGAAAUUAAUUUUAUACACAUACUUGGUCUGUACUUUUUAGCUGCACCAUUCAGCUGGUGCAAUAAGUUCAAGUGAGAAAAAAUAUAGUCGUCUCAUUCUAACUUAUUGCACUAGUUCCGCAGUGUGCAGCUAAAAAGAACAGACCACAUCGUCUCAUUGGGAAAUUUAGCAACGUGCUCGAAACAAACAGUUGCGUUAAUAUUUACUGCGCAGCGUAGCCGACGAAAAUGAGCACUGAUAUUAAAAUCCGCAAGACAAGAUAUACGACGAUAAUAAACUAUGAUAUCGGCGCUGUAAAAAUAAAAUGAUAGCAAAAAAGUUUUUAAUUACGAUAUAGAUUAGAAUACGGAAUAUAAAUAAAAUUUAGUAUGCGUACUAAUACGUAGAAUCUUGUACACAUAUGUACAUAAAAUGUAAAUAUACGUAAUAUAAUAUAUAGUGUGUUAAAUAAUGCUGCA
Molecule: messenger RNA, 1014 nt
Organism: Harpegnathos saltator (Jerdon's jumping ant)
Lineage: Eukaryota; Metazoa; Arthropoda; Insecta; Hymenoptera; Formicidae
Product: oxidoreductase-like domain-containing protein 1
Exons: 2
Coding region: 176-505 (109 amino acids)
Cellular component (GO): mitochondrion
Source: RefSeq, a predicted model, not a curated record